This is a messenger RNA of Staurois parvus, 310 nucleotides long. Lineage: Eukaryota; Metazoa; Chordata; Amphibia; Anura; Ranidae. The record is from the annotation of a GenBank genome assembly.
AGCUGUCACUAAUACAGAGGUGGAAGAAUGUCUCGGAUUCAAGUUUGGCUUAAACAUGGAUGGCCCAGGACUAGAAGGCAAAGGAAAAAUACAAAAUAAAAAAUGUGACAAAGUUAUUGGUAAAAAAGAGGCAACCCCAGGUAAAUCAGGUGUCAUUCACAAAGUCAUUUCUUUUGUUGAGGGAGGGACAACAGCUUUUGCUGCGAAAACUCAAUGCUAAACUUGAACAUAAUGAAAAAAUUGACAUUGAUGAUUUCGUGGAAUGGGCUGCUUCCCUAGACAAAAAUCCUGUGAUUUUAAAGUCUAAGGU